GGGCGAUCGCCCGCGGAACUUGGCUCGACUUCUCAAGCAAUUACCCUCUAACUGACAAUCCAGAUUUGAGUUUAUCUUAUACUUGGUCUUCAAAAUGGAGAAGAACUUUGAUGAGAUAGCUGUUGGUAGCCAAGAUGGUAGUUCCAGCGAUUUGGAGCACAUCGAGGUUGACUGGACUGAAGAAGAGGAAGCGAAACUCAUUCGCAAGGUCGACUUCACUAUUAUGCCACUCUUGGUCCUUGGCUUCUUUGCCCUUCAACUCGAUCGAGGAAAUAUUGGAAAUGCUCUCACAGACUUUUUCAUGGCUGAUGUUGGGAUUACUCAAAGCCAGUUCAAUGUUGGACAGCAGCUUUUAUCUGCGGGUAUUGUCUUGCUUGAGAUUCCCAGCAACUUCAUCCUCUACCGUGUUGGACCCGCCAAGUGGAUUGGAUCCCAGAUCAUCGCUUGGGGUCUUGUUGCCACGUUUCAGGCAUUUCAGAAAGGUUUAGGUGCUUUUCUUUCUACUCGACUUCUCCUUGGUCUCUGUGAAGCUGGCUUCAUCCCUGCUGGAUUAUAUACAAUUACUCGAUGGUACAAGCGUGAUGAAACCAGCAAGCGAUUCUCUAUCUACUUCCUGGGUAACAUGAUUGCCUCUGGAGCAUCAGGUCUCAUUGCAUAUGGAAUUCUUCACAUGCGAGGUAUUGGCGGACUUGGAGGUUGGCAAUGGCUUUUCAUCCUCGAAGGUAUCUUCACCAUCCUUGUUGGGAUUCUCUUCAUCCUGUUCUUCCCAGACAGUCCCUUCAACCCCGUCUCACUCUUUAAGUUCGGUGUCUUCACUGAGAGGGAGAAAGAGAUCCUAAUGAAAAGAAUUCUGAAGGAUGAUCCUUCCAAGAUUCACGCAAAGCCAAACGUUACUCAAGAAGAGUUUCGCAAUGUGAUGACAAACUGGAGACUCAUUCCCCAUGUUUUACUCACUAUUAGUGCUCUCGCGCCCGCUACAACAAUGGGCUCCUACUCGCCAAGCCUUGUGAAGUCAUUCGGUUAUGAGAGACUCAAGUCGAAUGCCCUUGUGUCGAUUGGAUCAUGGGCCCUUGUUGUGACCAACCUCUUGUGGGGUUAUCUGGGUGAUAAACUUCAAAUGCGCGGCCCUCUCGUUGCAUUUGGGAUCUUCAUGUUCUGGGCAUUCACGAUCGCUGAUCGUGUCAUGGUGUUUUCACCCGAUGGACAUACACGAUUCGCUCUGUUGACAUUAACUCAUGCUUUCGGAUGGCAAUGGCAUCCCCUGAAUGGUUCCUGGAUGGCUCUCAACGCUGGUUCCGCUGGAGAGAGGUCCAUCACUAUGGCCAUCCUCAUCAUGUCAGCCAACACAUCUGGAAUUAUUGGAAGUCAACUCUUCCAAGAGCAUGAUGCUCCUCUUUACAAAACAGGUUGGACUGCUAUCAUGGCUCUGGCUUCGGUUGGUCUUGUUAUGGCUGUCGUUGCGAACUUGCAGUAUUUCUUCCUCAACGGCCGAAGGAUAGGUCGCAAGGGAUUAAAGUAUAGUCCUUAAUUGGUUAAAAACAUUCACUUGCUAGCCAGGUCACAACGUUGGUUGGUAGUAGGAGUAUUAUAACAUGAUUGUCUGAACUUUUGAUCAAUUAUUGAGGGGAAAUUAUUAGGGAAUCAUGGAAUGGAGAACAAUUCUGUGUUUACUUGGUCUCCUUCUUGGCGUCCUUUUUGGCCUCACCAGCAAUCUCUUGGGCCUUCUCAGACUUCUUCUCCAACACUUGUCGAAGUUCCUCAACGGUCUCCUUGAAAAGCUUCUCACCCUCCUCCUUGUGCUUGUCCGCAACCUCGCUCAACUGCUGCAGCUUCUCCAUGACCUCGCCACCAUUAGGGAUCUCCUUGAUGUACUUCUCAAUGUCGACCCAGCCGCCAGUGAGCUCAUUGCCCUUGGACUUGACCUUCUCGGUCGCAUCCUUGACGUACUUCUCCAGGUCGCCUAAGUCGCCAGAGUCGACGGCGGAUUUGGCGCGCUUGAACAGCUCGGCGGUGUUGCCCUCCUUGAGGGCAUCGGCGUUCUUCUCGAUGAGCUCCUUAACCUUGGGGUUCUUGUCAAGGUAGGGCUUGGCCUCCUCAAGACCCUUCUUCCAGGCCUGGUCGCCGAGCUUCUUGAUCUGUUCCACCUUCUCCUCGACGAGCUUGCGGGCCUUGCUUAUGCUAGCGGCACUGAAGCCUCCAGCAAAGAUGUCCUUGACCUGCUUCCAAGUCUCAUCGACCUGCUUUUUAGCCUCGGGGCCAUACUUGUCACCGAGCUCCUUGAGCUGGUCAACGUUGCUGCCAAGCUUCUCCUUGACCUGGGGGUGGUUGUCGAUGAUGUCGCCGAUGGCAUCACCAGCGAGGUUGGCGACCUUCUUGGCGAGAUCGGCGAGGACGUCAUAGGCCUUGGAAGCAGUUUCGAGGCUCAGGCCAGACUUGGAAAGAUGUUGGAACUGCUUGUAGGCAUCGUUGACGAGCUUGUCGGCCUCAUCCUUGUUGUUCUCCCGAACCUUUUCCCAGUCCUGGAAGGCAGCAUCAACGUAGGCGCGACCACCUGGGAUCCAACCAACGUAGGAGUAAGCAAACUCCUUGAUGUAGUUCACAGCCUGAUCGGCAUCGGGGGUGUUCUUCUGGAGCUUCUUUGCGGCGGCCUCAUAUUUUUGCUGGGCCUCCUUGGCAGCUUUGUUGAUACCUGAAGCAGCACGGCCAGCGGGUGUGUAAGAGUAGAUGCCGUAGAAGAUGGCUGAGCCGACAAAGCCACCAGCGAUACCGGUGGCGAGAUGAGCGCUGCUCGAUGAAGAUGAGGCUGUAGAUUGGAAUCGAACUUGGCGAGAAGCACGAGAAGCACGUGCGGCACGAGGCACAGUUGAUCGAAUGAGAGGGCGAGCAGGAAGCAUUGUGUCGGAUUAGUUGUUGUAAAAGGGAGAAUAGAGAAUCAGGUUGUGUUGAAGAGGGGAAAGAUGUGAGAAUGAGGGGAGGAAAAGGCAGAAGAUGGCAUUUUGAGGGUGAGUAAAUACCUUAACUUUUUUUGCAAUAUGCCUAAGGAAUGACGUACUCAUACGAUCACGACGCAAACAAACCACAAGCUAGAGCUUCAGGACCAAAGCUCCGGAAACGUGACGUCAGUGACGCUCAUAUGCGGACAUUGCGGGGUGAGUCUGGCGUUCCCCAUGUGAGACUAAGACAGUCCAAUUGGCCAAUUGCGUUCCAUGUUUCCAAACUCAAUCCGCUCUCAAGAUCGAGAUCCUUGUGCAGUUCCUCGGGUCCAAAGCUGAAGAUGAUCAGGGGCGCUUUCGUUUGGUGCGUGGUGCUUUGGACGGGGCCGGGAUGAGCCGCGGAUGUUACGUCACGACUACCUAAGACAACAGCUGCACUAAGAAAGGGACGGGAGUGUAAGAAAACUUGAGACUUCUUUUCUAAAUAAUGAAAAUACUUAGGCAAACGUCGGGCAAUUUAGCAAGCGUAUAAAGCAGUUUAUUUUGACACCCUGAUUCAUCGUCAGAAGUUUUCUUACUCUCUAGAGACUAAUAACCAAGCUCACCAAGUUCAGCUACCGAGUUUCACCAAGGUUAACGUCGGUAGACCGGCUACACAAUAAAGAGUCGCUUAUUCAGGA
Fusarium verticillioides 7600 is the source of this 3613-nucleotide messenger RNA. RefSeq lists its product as hypothetical. Lineage: Eukaryota; Fungi; Ascomycota; Sordariomycetes; Hypocreales; Nectriaceae. The record is from RefSeq and is a predicted model, not a curated record. Gene Ontology annotation, molecular function: transmembrane transporter activity. The transcript has 12 exons. Gene Ontology annotation, biological process: transmembrane transport. The coding region runs from base 95 to 1528 and encodes 477 amino acids. Gene Ontology annotation, cellular component: membrane.